AUGCCGAAUGGCCGCUUACGCAUAGCCAUUCAACGUAUGGUCCCAUUCAUCGGCUAUCACCAUGUCCUGAUGAUAUUGAUAAUGUGCUCUUGGAUACUUUCCGCACUUCUCCUAGCUGGCUGUACCUCUAGCAGCAGCACGACUAGCAGCAUCUAUUUACUUUCAAUCACGUAUCACGACCGCUCCGACUCAAGCGGUGCAGCGAGUAUCAUUUUCGGCAAUGCGUCAACAGGAGGAUCCGUUACCGUGCGAGCUGGCUAUCUUGGCAUAUGCGCAAGAGCCGCGGAUCAGGAGCCAUGGAUCUGCGCGAGCGGAGCUUCUGGGCUCGGAAUGGCCUUUGCUGGUAGCGGCACGGAAAGAGAUCCACUAGAUGCCCUCCAAUGGGCCCAGCGCUUCAAAAGCGACGUUGUAUUCCCAGGUUUCGUGUUCGGUGCAAUAGCUCUCUCCGCCCUGGCAUUCUUCGGACUUUCGACUUUCCCUGGCUGGCACGAGGAGCGUGAUACACGGACGGGAUCCGACAUCGUCGUCAAGCCGUUUCCGAGCAGACCAGUGAGCCGGGCAUGUCUGUUCCUGCUGGCCUUCGCAUCUCUCUUCUUAAUGACAUCCGCCCUUUGGCAACAUGUUGCCGCGGCGACUGCAGCGAGCAUCAUAUCUACGAGCACGCAGGGCUAUCUUUCUGGAAGUGUGGGACCGGCAGCGGCGGUGUUGGUGUGGCUUGCGUUGGCGUUCACAGCCGUAGCAGGGAUUGGCAUUCUUGUGAUGAUACUGAGCAUUCAUUUGUUGGACGGGUUGACUGAUGAUUAG
Messenger RNA from Zymoseptoria tritici IPO323, 804 nucleotides. RefSeq lists its product as uncharacterized. The coding region runs from base 1 to 804 and encodes 267 amino acids. NCBI's taxonomy places the organism in Eukaryota, Fungi, Ascomycota, Dothideomycetes, Mycosphaerellales, Mycosphaerellaceae. Gene Ontology annotation, cellular component: mating projection tip; membrane. The record is from RefSeq and is a predicted model, not a curated record. The transcript is spliced from 2 exons. Gene Ontology annotation, biological process: conjugation with cellular fusion.